Messenger RNA from Orbicella faveolata, 1443 nucleotides. Its product is annotated as lysosomal phospholipase A and acyltransferase-like. Gene Ontology annotation, biological process: lipid metabolic process. The record is from RefSeq and is a predicted model, not a curated record. NCBI's taxonomy places the organism in Eukaryota, Metazoa, Cnidaria, Anthozoa, Scleractinia, Merulinidae.
CUUUUCCGGAGUGUAUUUAUUACACCUAAGCUGUGUCACAUAAGCCACAAUCAAUCAACAUUCAUUCGCGUUCAAAAUGCAGGGAAGGGAUUUUCUUCAAGCCGUAGCGCUGAUCUGCCUUCUCCAUAGUGGUGAGGGAUUGUGGUUGUGGAAUAAGCCAACGACAAGCCCACCGCCUUCACAGAACGGGAUCAAGACACCAGUAAUUAUUGUGCCCGGUACCGGUGGAAGUCAGCUGCAAGCGAAACUCAACAAACCAAGCGUUCUACAUUGGUACUGUUCCCAAACAACCUCAGAUUACUUCACAUUAUGGCUCAAGAAAUCCUCGCUGCUACCUUACGCCAUAAACUGCUGGGUAGAUAACAUGAGGCUUGUGUACGACGAAAACACCAAGACUGUGAAGAACGCGCCUGGCGUGGAAACGAGAGUUCCCGGAUUUGGAGACACGAACACAAUAGAAUACUUGGAUACCGACAACUUGAUAAAAUAUUUUGCACCAGUGGUAAACAAGCUUGUGUCUUGGGGAUAUGAACGAGGCGUGACCGUCAAAGCAGCUCCGUAUGACUUCCGAUAUGGGCCUGAAUCACAGUCGGGAUAUUUUGCCAAACUAAAGAAACUGGUCGAGGACACCUACUCAGCAAACGGCAACAAGAAAAUCACUUUGAUUAGUCACAGCUUAGGAUGUCCUUACACUNUGGUUUUCCUGAACAAACAAACUAAAGACUGGAAAGAUAUGUACAUUUUCCAGUGGAUUGCUCUUUCAGGAGUCUGGGGCGGAACUGCAGAGCAAGUCAGUCUAUUUUCCUCCGGGAACACGCUCGGUAUCCCACAUUUCCUCGUGAGCCCGCUGACCGUCCGAGGCGAACAACGCACGGCCACCAGCAACGUAUUCUUGCUGCCGAGUCGCGAGUUAUGGUCAGCGGAUGAAAUAUUGGCUAAAACACCGCAACGGUCAUACACUGUCAACGACUUCGACGACUUCUUUCAAGAUAUGGGCUUCCCACUCGGGAUAAAACUACGAAAGUUGGUGGAAAACAUCUCGUAUCCACUAACAGCGCAUGCUCCCAAUGUAACCGUGCACUGUUUGUAUGGGACUGGGGUGGACACGGCAGCGAAUUUCGAAUUUGCCGAAGGUGAAUUCCCGGAUACUGAACCACACGUUGUGUAUGGUGAUGGAGAUGGUACAGUCAAUAGACGCAGUCUGGAGGCCUGCAGUAAGUGGAAGCAGCGGCAGCUGUAUGACGUCACUCUGAAGCAAUACCCAUCGGUGAAUCACAAUGGCGUGCUGAGCGAUGAAAAUGUGCUGAGUUAUAUCGAGACUCUGUUAAUCUGAUCGCGAAUGUAAACCUGUUUGCAUUGCUGUCAUUUUACUCAGUCUUGUUUGGUUACAAGUAUUGAUCUUAGUACCAUUUCUGUUUGACAUUAAACUUGUUAUCUCAAACA